Molecule: messenger RNA, 3322 nt
Organism: Crotalus tigris (Tiger rattlesnake)
Lineage: Eukaryota; Metazoa; Chordata; Lepidosauria; Squamata; Viperidae
Gene: DDX23
Product: DEAD-box helicase 23
Exons: 17
Coding region: 151-2610 (819 amino acids)
Biological process (GO): mRNA splicing, via spliceosome
Cellular component (GO): catalytic step 2 spliceosome
Molecular function (GO): RNA binding; ATP binding; RNA helicase activity
Source: RefSeq, a predicted model, not a curated record
AGUGCAUGAAGAGUAGAUCAUUAGACUGGAUGGACUCGCUUUCCCAUCAUGCUUCCUGGCAAGGGGUUAUUGGGAUCGGAAUGAGGUUGGCUAAAAUGGCGGGGCUAUAGAAACGCUGUGAGUGUUUACCGACGUCCAGAAACGUUACAGAUGGCUGGGGAAACUAUUGAAAAGAGAGAGCGAGAUUCUUCACCCAUCAAAGAAGAGCGGAGGCGCUCACGGUCAGCAGAACGAGAUCGUGAACGGGAGCGUGAUAGAAAAGCCUCUCCUGUUGCAAAGGAUAGAAAACGACACCGCUCUCGUGACAGGAGGAGAGGCAGUCGAUCAAGAUCCCGAUCUAGAUCCAAAUCAGCUGAGAGAGAACGGCGAUAUAAAGAGAGGGAAAGAGACAAAGAACGAGAACGCAAUAAGAAAGAUCGAGACCGGGACAAAGAUGGGCAUCGAAGAGACAGAAAACGAUCCAGGAGCACCUCCCCAAGUCGGAACAAAGAUUCCAAGUCAAGGAAAGAUAGAGAUGCUCGCAAAGAUGAAGAUGAUGAUUCAUUGUCCAAGAAGGAAAAGGCUCAGCCACUUUCUCUGGAGGAGCUGCUGGCCAAGAAGAAAGCUGAAGAAGAGGCUGAAGCUAAGCCCAAGUUCCUUUCUAAGACCGAGCGAGAGGCUGAGGCCUUAAAGCGUCGGCAGCAGGAAGUCGAGGAACGACAGCGGUUCCUGGAAGAAGAGAGAAAAAAGAGAAAGCAAUUCCAAGAAAUGGGAAGAAAAAUGCUGGAAGACCCUCAGGAGAGAGAGCGGCGUGAGCGCAGGGAGCGCAUGGAACGAGAGACCAAUGGCAAUGAAGAUGAGGAAGGACGGCAAAAAAUCCGUGAGGAGAAAGACAAGACCAAGGAGCUGCAUGCCAUCAAAGAGCGAUAUUUGGGUGGGAUCAAGAAGCGGAGACGCACUCGACAUUUGAACGACCGCAAAUUUGUCUUUGAAUGGGAUGCUUCAGAAGAUACUUCUAUUGACUAUAAUCCUUUGUACAAGGAGCGACACCAGGUUCAGUUGCUGGGGCGUGGUUUCAUCGCUGGCAUUGACUUGAAACAGCAGAAGCGGGAACAGUCACGUUUCUAUGGAGAUCUGAUGGAGAAGCGGCGAACGCUGGAAGAGAAGGAACAAGAAGAGGCGCGUUUGCGCAAGCUACGUAAAAAGGAGGCUAAGCAGCGAUGGGAUGAUCGGCACUGGUCUCAAAAGAAACUUGAUGAAAUGACAGACAGGGACUGGCGUAUCUUCCGUGAAGAUUACAGCAUCACCACCAAGGGAGGCAAGAUUCCCAAUCCCAUUCGUUCCUGGAAAGACUCCUCAUUGCCUCCUCACAUCUUGGAGGUUAUUGACAAAUGUGGCUAUAAGGAACCUACUCCUAUCCAGCGUCAAGCCAUCCCCAUUGGUUUGCAGAAUCGUGAUAUCAUCGGUGUAGCAGAAACUGGGAGUGGUAAAACAGCUGCCUUCCUUAUUCCACUUCUGGUAUGGAUCACCACUCUUCCCAAGAUUGAUAGGAUUGAGGAGUCAGACCAAGGUCCCUACGCUAUCAUCUUAGCUCCCACUCGUGAGUUGGCUCAGCAAAUUGAGGAAGAAACCAUUAAGUUUGGAAAGCCCCUGGGCAUCCGCACCGUGGCUGUGAUUGGUGGUAUCUCCCGUGAGGACCAAGGCUUCCGCCUCCGCAUGGGUUGCGAGAUUGUGAUUGCCACACCUGGCCGAUUGAUUGAUGUGUUGGAGAACCGCUACCUGGUGCUGAGCCGUUGUACCUAUGUGGUAUUGGAUGAGGCUGACCGUAUGAUUGACAUGGGUUUUGAACCUGAUGUGCAAAAGAUUCUGGAGCACAUGCCUGUUACUAAUCAGAAACCAGAUACCGAUGAGGCUGAGGACCCAGAGAAGAUGCUGGCCAAUUUUGAAUCGGGCAAGCAUAAAUACCGACAGACUGUGAUGUUCACAGCAACCAUGCCACCUGCUGUGGAACGUCUGGCACGCAGUUACUUGCGCCGGCCAGCUGUGGUGUAUAUUGGCUCAGCUGGCAAGCCACAUGAGCGUGUGGAGCAAAAGGUCUUCCUCAUGUCGGAAUCAGAGAAAAGAAAGAAACUGCUGGCUAUUUUGGAGCAAGGUUUUGAUCCACCCAUUAUCAUCUUUGUCAACCAGAAGAAGGGCUGUGAUGUAUUGGCCAAAUCUUUGGAGAAAAUGGGGUACAAUGCUUGCACCCUUCAUGGUGGUAAAGGCCAGGAGCAGCGUGAAUUUGCCCUCUCCAAUUUGAAGGCUGGUGCCAAGGACAUUUUGGUGGCCACAGAUGUAGCCGGUCGUGGUAUUGACAUUCAGGAUGUGUCCAUGGUGGUGAAUUAUGAUAUGGCUAAAAACAUCGAAGAUUACAUCCACCGCAUUGGUCGAACAGGACGAGCUGGGAAAAGCGGGGUAGCUAUUUCUUUUGUAACCAAAGAGGACUCUGCUGUCUUCUAUGACCUUAAGCAAGCUAUCCUUGAGAGUCCAGUGUCUUCAUGCCCCCCAGAACUGGCCAACCAUCCAGAUGCCCAACACAAACCAGGAACCAUCCUCACAAAGAAGCGUCGGGAGGAGACUAUCUUUGCCUGAGUGUGCAGCUAAUCUACAAAGAGCCCUCCCCCCCCUGGUAUUAUAAUCGGGGGCACCCUUUGACCACCAUUUGAGGUCUAGAGAAUGACACAGGGUAAAGCAUAGUGGCUCUUCCAGUCUUUAACAGUGAAGUGGCUGUUUCAUUUUCUCACUUUCUGUGAACGUAAAUACACUUCUCUCACUAUAUAUAUGAUAACCCUGCAUUGAAGACUGAACAAUGGGAACAUUUCUCCAAGAGAUAGGGUAUCAUCUUGCAAAUCUUGAUCUCCACAAAUCGUUUAAUGUUCUUCUUCUUGAAGAUGUCUAUAGAAAACUUAUAUUUCUUUUUGUUGUGGUGAUUGAGAAUGGCUAGCAAUCUUGCCUUCUUGAUUGAUUCUUCCAAACAUAUUUGAAGGGAGAGGGAAUUCAGCUGUCGACUUCUACAUUUGCCAUCUUCUCCAUAAAUCAGACAAGAAGGACUUUGGGGGCUUGGCCCAAUGAAGAGGGGAAUUCUGUUUGUGAUCAUCUACUUCUCCAGAUCCUCUUUUCCUGCUCCAAUGAGGACUUCUCUUCAUUUCUAAACCUAAGCUGUUAUGUUUCUAUUCAAUUGUGUUUUUGUUUUAUCUAGAACUGCCCCCCUGCCCACAUAGAAAGGGCAGGUAAUGUACAGAAAGACUCCUAUUUUUUUUCAAUGAUCUGAAAAACAAUUACUAUAAAUCCAUAUGAAACAUUG